This is a messenger RNA of Tuber aestivum (summer truffle), 4062 nucleotides long. Lineage: Eukaryota; Fungi; Ascomycota; Pezizomycetes; Pezizales; Tuberaceae. The record is from the annotation of a GenBank genome assembly.
AUGUCUGGAAGAGGAGGCACCACUCUUUACGUUACAGGGUUUUCUUCUGGUACUCGCGCCAGAGACCUUGCUUACGAGUUCGAGAGGUACUGAAACCCGUCCAACACAUUAUCUUGAAAUUACUCCCUUCUCUCGUUCGAUCGGUUAUCCCCCUCGUGUAUUGUCACUGCUGCUACUGCUACUUCCCGCUCGAACAUCCCUCCUGUCAACCCCGAACUGUACUUCCCCUUCGUUCGUCUCGCCGCCGAACCGAUAGCAUCGUCACAGUGGUCGCCUAUCGCGAGGGGCAGGUUACACGCGCACACUAUACCCUUCUUUUACAUCAUUCUCAUCCUCCAUCCGUUAAAAAGCCGUUGUCGUAUUCGUCGCUCUCGUGCUCGUCGUCGUCGUGGUUCGUUAUCGUCAUUGUCCAAUCCAGUCUAACGUUCUCGGCCUUCGAUCCAACAGGUAUGGACGUCUUGUCCGCUGUGACAUUCCAGCUCCCAGAACUGCUUCCUCGAGAUUGUAGGUUACCGACCCCCCACCUUCCCCGGUGGACGACCAUUUGAAGCCGCUUUUUUAAUUUUUAUUGGUGGCUGACAGCACCUCGACGGCCAGGUUUGCUUUCGUCGAGUACGAGAGCCGACGUGAUGCUGAUGAUGCCUAUUACGAGAUGCAUGGACGCCGUAUCGGCCGUGAUGAUUUGUUGAAGAUUGAGGUAUGUCUAGGUCUAGCGUUAAUUACCGCGUUCUAUAGGCUAAAUUUAGUUCCUUUCAGUGGGCCCGCACUCCUCCUUCCGCCAGUUGGCGCUUUGAUGGUGGCCGCGACGCUCCUCGUGGAGGUGCUCGUCGUGGUGGCUCCCCUCGCCGUGGACGCUCUAUUUCUCGUGGUCGUGACUCCCCUCGUCGCAGUGAGCGCCGUGGUGAACGUGAUGCAAGAUCCAGAAGCCCAGGAAGAAAGGGUGACGAUGACAUUCGUAGACCCGACGACGAUAGGGAGAGAAGCCCUCUUCCAGCCAACGGGGACGAUGCUCACCAUCGCAAAGGUAAUAUCUCGCGUGUUUAGCUCACAGGGCUGUAGCUAAUUGCUACAGACUCUCCUCUCCACGACGAUCUUGACACUGCCGACCUCGCAGACUAAUGAAAGCAUACUUGCGCCGAAUGGUGAUCUCCUUUGUCUUGAAUUGCUAAGUCUUCGCUGCUUUUUCAUCGGCUCUUUCGAUUUUCUUGUCCGGUCGGCUACAAAAAAACAUUUCUUGGGAAUUCAACAAAAAAUUCAUCAUCCAGUGAUUCGGUAGUUAAUAUCUUGUUUCCCCUAUCGAUUUCAGUUUUCUUUCAAAAAAGUGUUCUGAAUUUGUUGUGCAUCUCACCUGAUAGCGGUUGAUGCGGAAGUUGGCCCGGUGUUUUCUCCUGAUCUUCACCCUUUUCCUUCCUAAAUUCCCCCCAUAUCAUUUUUUCUUCUCUUCGUGUUUCGGUAUUUGGUUGUUUUUAGUCAACUUCGCUGCUUUUAAGUUUGUUACAUUUACCCGAUGGCAGUUCGAGCGAACGAACGAACGAGCGGGACAAUCGGUCGAUCGUCGGUCGGGUCGAACGAAACAAAAACGAUAGCCUCUAUCUACAGAUCCAUUCAUACAUCUGCCUUAAAUUGCACAUUUCCUUACGUUUUUACCAUCCAUCACUCCAUCCAACUGUACGUCCAUCGAUACCGUGUUCAAUAAACAGUCUUCGCCGAGCGGGAAAAAAAAUCGGUCGUUUGUUGGCUAGUCACCACCAUAAAGCAAGAAUCAAUAGCAGUGAGGAUGACAACUUGCAAGCUUGUAUGAGCUGAGUAGGUUUGAGAAACCCAGGGAUCCCCCCCCCCCCCCUCCCCUUCGUAAUGGCGUUUUGUAUAGUCGGGUUCAUACUCACAUUUUUAAUACUUUGUUUGAAUUUUACUGCUCAGAUGUACAAUAUAUUAUUAGCCCCGCUGGGAUCGUAAUAAAAUUGCUUGGUGUUGGGGGCCAGAAGUAUGCCUUUGUGUUGCAUAUUUAGGUUGUGUGUUUUAGCUGUUCAUUGGAUGGCCUGUCCGUACGAUGCUACGGCAGCAAGAGAACCUGUGGUUUCACAAGUUUUGGCUGGAGUUAUUUGAAUGCUCCGCGACGGCAAUACGUAAGUUGUCUACAUCCCGGGGUCCGGUUACGAGUGAUAUGGCGUGAGUAUCCUAGAGGAUUGACCCUGUUUUCUGGGCGCUGUGAGCGCAAGUUUGCCCGGCCGGUCGCCCAGGCUGCCCCUAACAACUGAUGGAAUCUUAACGAGCCGGUCGAUCACCAGCGUUACCGGUACUUUCAGAGCAGGGUACUUUACCCUUAGAUUCCUAGUCCGUCUCUUGCUGAUAUCAUUCCACCACCGGCUUAAUCAUCCCGCGAGAAGCCAACCAAGCCCCGCCUCAUUCACAACCUCAAAAAGCCAUAGACUACCUUUCCACGACACUGUGUCACACAACCGGAAACAGAACCCAAAAAUGAUGGAUGAAGUCUCCCCAAAAGCACCCCCGGCUCCUACCGUUGAGACAGAGGUAGAAGCUCGAGCUGAAGCCCCGCAGCCUCGCAUGAGUGACCAUUGCACGAAUGAUACUCCGCUCGGUUAGUAUGACGUACGAUGUGCAUUUGUGGAGCUUGGCUAAUGUCGGUGUACGGUAGAUGCUUCGGAGGUUGCUAAUGGUGUAUGCUCUACCUAACUUGUGACUUUCAUUUGUUCAUUCAUCCGUUGGGUCCUUUUUAGCUAACUUAGCCUUAUUUCCUUGCAUUGAAGGAAAUUGUUAAACUUGCGGAUGUCGAUGUACGUGUCUGGACAUUUGCUACGAAAGGUAGGGAUGGGGAGGCUGAUUGUUUGAUUUUAGGUUUAUGUUUCCAAACCGAUGGAUGCCGUUUCUGGCACCCCUAGGCUGGUCCUCAUGUUGACCGGCGGAACCGGCGUCAUGGCGAAGACAAACCAGAUCCAGGCCGACUGUUUUGCUCAGGAGGGAUACUUUGUUGUUAUGCCUGAUCUGUGCGCAUGCUGUCUCUUGUACCCUUUUGACUUAAGCUAAUGGUUACCUCAGGUUCAAUGGUAAACCUGAUUAUUCGAGGAAAUCGCAGAGGGCGGAGGUUUGAGAGUUCAGGGAAGCUGAAGAUGUUCAUUUAGGCGAUUCUGCUCCCAAUGCCGCUGCAGUAACGGCACAUACCGAAAAUGCGGAUCUUCUCGAGACGAUAAAGUUUAAAGCUGCGGAGGGUAUCAAGGGCUUCAUAAUCGGUGUGUUCGCUUCGUUUCACCUUUACGUGUGAAGAUAGGGAGCUAAGAGGAUGUGCGCUAGAUAUGUGGCUUGCCCGCCAUACUCCUGAAAACACUAUGCCAAUAAUAGAAACGGUCCUGAAGGCUGUCAAGGAGACAUACGCUGACAAGGCCUACGAUUCCUCCAUGGGAAUACUAGCGGUAGGAUACUGCUUUGGAGCGAAGUAUGUUUUGCGACUUGCAGCUACGGAUGAGAUUGCUGCUGGUGCUAUUGCGCAUGGUUUGAAACCCGGAUUCCUGUUGCGCGGAGAUGGGGCGGGCUCUGAGAAAAUGGUAUAUAGGGCUCCUGAUCAGCAAGGAGGAUAUUGCGGGAGUUAAGAAGCCAGUCACUUUGGCUUGUGUUGGUAAUCGAUAACCUUGCUUGGCCUGGAGGUCAUAUAAGCUAAGAAUGUCCUUCUAUAGAAAACGAUAUGUUCUUCCCUGACGAAGUCAGAGACGGAGGAAAGAAACAGCUACAAGAUAACAAUAUCGACCACGAGUUGAAGGUUUAUCCCGGCGUCCCCCAUGGUAUGUAUUAUCAUACCCGAGUAGGGUUGGGAUGGCGUUGCUGAUUUGAUUUGAUUCAGGAUUUGCUGUCUACGGGAGCUAUUCUGAGGAACACAUAAAGACCGCCCAGAAACAGGCCUUUGAUCAAUUCCUAGAGUUCCUGAGUAAGCAUUAGCUGGGUACCGGUUUCCGUUACUAUUGCGACUCCCCUUUUAUCGUUAUUGUUUUCCCCUUUCUUUUGUCAAGGGCGAUAGUAGUAGUUGCCAUUAAUACAAAUACCAAUCCGUAA